UUGUCUCACCUUAUGUUUUCUUCUUCUCUAUCCUCAUCAACGUCUGCAAUAAUAUAAACUUGAUAAACAAUAACAAUAACUGUGUGACACCUAUUAAACUUCAUUAUUCAAUUUGCAUAGUUUAUUUUGUGUGUGAAAAUUCGAGUGUGUCUAUCGUCAUAUAGCGUGGAGGAGACAGAUGGAAUCCCAGCAGAAAACCCCAAACCACAAGCCAAGAUUUGAUCCUUUUCAUAUUCCUUGCAUUUACAAGUGAGCCACUUUUCUCUCUCUGAGUUGUAGACCAAAAACUGGAAUAUAUAGUUUUUGGUUGGCGGAUUGGAUUGGAUUGGAUCAGCUCGUCCCCUUUCGAAAUUUGAUUGUAAGCUGAUUUUUGGCUGCCUGAAAAAAAUGGUGGGGAUUUUCUCAAGAUUUUCUGGCAGAGGUAGCCAUCGCCGCACUCAAAGUUCUCUUGUAAGCUCUCUUUCCUUCUCUCUCUCUCUUAAAGAUUGAUUUUUUUGACUUGUUGUUUCUUGGAUUUUUGGCAUAUCUGAAGGGUUGGAUGAUGCUGUCUAGUUUGAGCAAGUUUCCCCUAGCUCCCCUAUUUGAGCUACUCUGUCUCAUCCUAAAGAGUUUAUUGGAUUUCAUGUUUCUUGGUUUUUGGCCUAUUUGAUGAAGAGUUGGAUGAUGCUGUCCAUUUUGUAGUGUGAUUUGAUUAUGCUAAUGUUUUUUUUCUGUUGGGGCAUUUGGAUUUCUAGUGGAUUUCUAGUCAACUAGAUCAUCAUUUUGAUUGAACCAUACUAAAUCCUUAAGAGAAAAAUUGAUUAUAUUCAUCCUAACCCAAACAAAGAGUCAUCACUGAAUUACUUUCUUGGAUGUGGAUAUAUGUAUAUGAGUGUAUAUUAUGGCAGAGGUAGCCAUCGCCGCACUCAAAGUUCUCUUGAUGAAAGGGGAGCAUUGCCUUGUAGCAUAGAUGCUCCAACCACUGCUAUCUUGUCGACAGCUACAUCUGCUGUUCCCCAUGGGAUUGAAGUAGCUGUCGAGUUUAAGCCCGUUGAACAUCCAAGUGAGCCGCUCGACAAUGACCAACCUAUCCCGUGUCCACAACCCGAGCCUUCCAUUCUUAAUGAUGGAAGGAUCUGGAAGGAAAGGGCGUCGUCGGGCGUAUCCCGAAGGGUGGAGACGCCGGUUUUGGAGGAACAGAUCGACAUCGAACCCGAGACUCCAAGAACGAAGCCUCGGCCUCCUCGACGCAUUCUGCCAUCUAUGAGUGCCCCCGAGCACAACAUCAUCAAACUGCUGGAAGAGUGCAAUGCAUCUGGAAUAAGCUUCAAUACCUGAUCACUAUUAACAACCUUUCUUUUUAGUUUUGUAUAAAAACCUCCACCUUGUUAUUUUCCCUUGUCAAGUGGUUUUAUACAGUAGAUUGAUGAAUGGUAAAUUCGGAAAGUGAACUUGAUUAAUUUUUAAUAUAGUAUUCUUUCGUA
Messenger RNA from Salvia splendens (bonfire salvia), 1463 nucleotides. RefSeq lists its product as uncharacterized. The coding region runs from base 862 to 1317 and encodes 151 amino acids. Lineage: Eukaryota; Viridiplantae; Streptophyta; Magnoliopsida; Lamiales; Lamiaceae. The record is from RefSeq and is a predicted model, not a curated record. The transcript has 4 exons.